This is a messenger RNA of Physella acuta, 3538 nucleotides long. Its product is annotated as ankyrin repeat and SOCS box protein 12-like. Gene Ontology annotation, molecular function: protein binding. The record is from RefSeq and is a predicted model, not a curated record. Lineage: Eukaryota; Metazoa; Mollusca; Gastropoda; Physidae. Gene Ontology annotation, biological process: protein ubiquitination; intracellular signal transduction; positive regulation of protein catabolic process.
CUCGCGAUGUAAACAAUUAACUCUUCGCUGUCUCGUAGAUCUAGAUCUACUUAGUGUCUUCAGUGACGAAUGACUACAGCGCAUUCGACCAUCGAUUUAAAAUGUGAAGAUGUACGUUUUCCGGUUCUGGAAUUCAUUUUAAUAUUGAUGCAAGUGAAGAUUUAUCAUGUGUGGGCAUGCGAGCAAUGUAGUGGAAUAGACUGCUGUAUCCUACACCUGUAUUUACAUACACUUUAACUAAAUAUAUAACUCAGCAUGAGUGUCAAGUAUUUAUUUAACUUCAAUCGUCGCACCAUGAAAGACAGAUUAUCUGUUAACUACAGGGUCAACUCAGUUAAAAUGCAGACCCCAGCCACACACUUGAAAGCUCAGUCCUUGUCAGUGCUACAGAAUAGGGCAGAUCAGAGCACCUGUGGUCACCCCAGCAGUAGCGGCCAGGCUGCUGUUGUGGAUGAGAUCAGAAACCAGUUCAAAAACUGUUUCCACCACACGCUGGGGGAGUCCCAGCUUCACAAGGCGGCGUUUGAGGGGGAUGCCGCCAGACUGCAGCAAUUGCUGGCUGAGAUAGACGCUGACCCUGAGAGGAUGAGCAUCAUCAACCAGCGCAACCGUCUUGGCUGCACACCUAUACGUUUGGCUGCCACAGGAGGCCAUCUGGAGUGCCUUAACUUGUUGAUUGACGCUGGGGCCAGUAUUGACACAGUGGAUGUCAAGUGUCAAACCCCUCUCUUUGUGGCAGUCAAAAAUCACAGACUGGACUGUGCCAGGAGGUUGUUGGAAGCUGGGGCGUGCCCGGAGGGGGAUCCAGGAAAUUCAUCCACUCCGCUUUAUGUAGCUUUCAUGAAUAUGGAUGUCAGAUAUGUUCUGUUGCUGCUGGAGUACGGGGCAGAUCCUGACCAGCUGAGACAUGUCAGUAAGGUGGCACACAACACGUACAACCCAAAGUGUUCCUCCCUAGAUGCCGCCACUGAGUACCUGGUCGGAGCUACCGAUGUUUACACAGCCGUCAAAGCUCUGUUGAUACGAGGCUGUCGGUCUGAGAAUCUGAUCUACCACAACUGUGUGUACCACGACAGAGACCAGCUGGUUGACCUGCUCUACCACUUUGGGUUGGGCACCAAUGGCCGAGACAUCAACAACAGGCUGGCCACUGAGCUAAACCUGAGGAACAGGGCGGAACAAAAGAUCAAGUUCUAUGCAGAAAACCCCAGAAGUUUGCUGUCUUCGUGUCGGCUGACCAUUUUUUCCUGUUUGCCCAGGCCUAGAAUAAACUUGGACAUGCUAGACUUACUUCCCCUGCCAACUUCUCUCAUCUCAUAUUUAAAAUUUAAUGAUUUGUGACUUUUGUUGUAUUAAUUUUUUUUAAACAAAUAAACCCAUGAUUUAGGUUGAAUACAAUUAUUACACUGGUGUCAUCAAUGUAUUUUAUUUUCACCCAUUUAUAAUCUAUUUAGGAGACAAUAUAAUUUUUAAAAUCUGUAAAUAGUGAAGUUAACUCUAAAAGACGUCUCUUGAUCUGGCCACUCAAUAAUGUAUCAUUCAAAGGGAAGUAAUUGUCCGAGUGUUAUUAAGUCAUUCUAAGGGACAUAAUUUGAUAAUUUGUAUCUUAGACUGUUCAGUGUUGGCACUUGUAUAGACUAUGUUGUUGUUUUUUUUUUAAGUUCUCCACUUUUUGUUUUAUUUAUUUUGUACAUGUGACUUGUCAAAAGCUAGUAAAAUUAAAAUGUAAUUAUUUCAUUCAUGUUUUAAAAUAAAUUGAAUUAAAUAUAUUAUUUUUUAUCUUACUUUAUGGCUCUGUAGGACACAACAAAAUGUAAACAAAUUUUAUUUUCCUUAUCCAACCACCAUAGCAAUGUAAACAGUGGCCCUACCAUAAUAUGUUCCCCAAAAGACAAGUUGUAAUCAUCCACUAACUUGACAAUCUAAACUUGCUAAUAUUUGUAUAAGAAUUUAGAUCCAUCAUUUUAAGUUAUAAACUGAAUAUUUUUUUAAUUUAUCUUAAUACUUUCAACUGUUACUGAUUAAUUGGUGCUCUUAUUAAAAUGUACUUAUUGUGAUGUUAUUUAUAGCACUUUCUAUACCCAAGACAUUCUUGCAUCCAUUAUAUUUCAUGUGAUGCGCUUUUUGUUAUAUUCACAUAAGCUACCCUUCAUACAUUACUUGAUGUAAAUUUGUGAUUAUUUUUUAUCACCUCUGCUUGAACCUACUAUAAAUACUUUGUGGAAACAGAUGAUUGAAGAUACUGAUAUCCGAUAAUAGACUCUUCUUAAGAUAGGUGUGGUCAGUUGUUAGUAGUAUUGUAAUCUCGACUAGUUUUAUGGUAAGAAAUUGGGUUAGGUGAGUUAGGCGCAUUGUUGGACUAGGGAUAGGGUUAGCACAUUAGCAAGCCAUGAGUGUAUUUUAGUUAAUUACCAGUAACCUAAAACCCCCUUUUAAGAAGAUUCUAUUAUCAGACACUGGUAUAAAAAAAUCCACCGUGGAUGCCAGCCUGAAUGUCAAGGUCAAUUAACAGAUGGAAAUUGUAGAUAUUUUUUUUUCUCAGCAGACAUUAUUUUCACUUUUAUACUCGUUAAAAACUUUUUUAUAUUUUAUCUUAUAUUAUGUGCAAUAUACAAUUACUACAGCCUUAAACUUGUAUUUUAGUCAUCGUUGCAUUUAAUUCUUUUAUAUCUGUCACAUUGUAAAAGUGUUGGUAGAAAACCAGAUUAAAAAUGUACAAGUGUUGUUUUUUUUAAGGAUUUUUUUUUUAAGAUUUUAGAUAAAUGAAAUAUUGCCAGACUACAUAAUGUGACAAAGUUGAUUAACUCCCACUUCAGAAAGUUUCCUCUGGCCAUUUUUUUUAUAUCAAAUACAAUUUUAUUGAAGUUUUCAUUUAAAUUUUAUUUUAAUGAAGAAAAGUAUGUAUAAUUACUAAAUGUAAACAGGGCUCAUUUUAAAAGUUCUAUUUUAAGACAAGUAUGAACCUUAAAAUUCUAAGUAAACCAUGAAGCACCAGAAGAGAUUCCAUUAUACCAGCAGCUCAAAAAUAUCCUAUCUCAUAGCAUGUGAUUUUAUUUGUUUCUGUGUGAUUGUAAUCAAAACAAAUUGUGUUCAGCUAUUUUAAGCAUAAGUAUUAUACUUUAUAACAUCUGCAAGUAUUUGAAUUCAUGAAAUAGGACUGAUUUGUUUGAGUUAUGAGUUUUAAGAUUUUUAUUUUACCUUAAUGUUGAUUAACACAAGCAUAGUCAUAUAAAACAUUGACAUUUGCACACUGCAACAAAAAAUCUGUCAGUUUAAAUAACCUACACUGGAGUUCAUCAGCCGUUUCAGCCCUUGUUAGUUAUCCUUGCCUACCUACCCCCUUAAUGAGUUUACCAGUAUCAAAUCAUCAGCUACAGACCCAACCCUAGAUAUAAUCCUAACCCAUUAAUUAAAGUAUCUUUAUAUAUGAAACCAGCUAUGCAAGAGUGCAGGUUUGGUUAACUGAUAAGAACCAUAACAUGUGUUGUUUACCCACCUUACUUUGAUAUUCUGUAUUACAAAUUCCAAUAAAACUUAG